AUGCCAGGAAAAAAUGAUGAGAUGGAAAGAGAAGAAUUAUUGACUGAUGGCGAGAAUAGCUCAGAUAACGGUAUAGUAAAGAACCCUGCUGCUAACACGGUACCAAUGGAUCAUCCACUGUUGGAAAUAGGAGUUGCUUCCACUUGCAGCCAGAACCCUGUCCGAAAGGACACAACUUUGGAAAGCCACCGUCGGCAGCGGAUUACCAACAUAGCAAAAGCUGGUCUAGUCCCUCAGUUUAAAAGUUUGUGCCAUACAGCUAAAAGCUACCUAAAAGUAGAAGAAAAAACAAAUUCGUUUUAUGAACAAAAUGCAAAUGGGAAGGCACAGGAGCAAAUAAGUAGUUAUUUGUGCCACGGAAAACAAGUGACAGACCUGCAUUACUGUUUCAAAACGGAUCAGGCUGUGAUCGCGCAGGCCAAGAGCGUGGAAGAAGUAAUUUCUUGCUUGGUAGCAUUGGAUCUGGUGAGAGAAAAGCGUGUCGACCUGCCAGCACCAACAGACGCUUUUCAUGGCCCAGUAGCCCUCAUGUCAGGUUUGAGAGCCGCUCUUCGAUCGAAAGAUGUCACCUUCGAAUUUGGAUUGAACCCCAUGCUAUACUCGACAAUCCAGCAUUACUGGAAGGACAGCGUGAGAGAUGCGCUCAUAGAAGGAAUUGCCGCUGCAGCGUCCCACGCGACAAGUGACGGGGCGGCGCAGCAGCUCACAGAGGUCGUGAACAGCCUGCUAAGUGCCCUUCCAGCAGUGUGGGCACAAGAGAAAUCGAACCUGGCUCAUCGCAUAUUGGAGAAGUUUGAUAAUUGA
Messenger RNA from Thrips palmi, 804 nucleotides. RefSeq lists its product as uncharacterized. The record is from RefSeq and is a predicted model, not a curated record. The coding region runs from base 1 to 804 and encodes 267 amino acids. Lineage: Eukaryota; Metazoa; Arthropoda; Insecta; Thysanoptera; Thripidae. The transcript has 3 exons.